AACAAUAAUCCAAACCAAAGGAAGCGAAUAGAAUAGGAAACGCACAGCAGACAAGAUAGCAAGAAAAAAAAAGGUUCGGAAAAGGGGAAGUUGGCACAGAGAAAUCCUACCCCGAGCGGAGAGAGCGGAGGGCGACCGGAGGACUGCUCGCUCGCUCGCUCGUCGGUGGUGGUUCCGCCCUCUCUCCUUCCCUCCCUCCUCCGCGCUGCCCAGGUGUUAGCUGAUCACUACUUCACUAGGAGGGAAAAAGGAGCUACCAUGGGCAUUUCAUCCAAGUGGAUCAAAUCACUUGUUGGGAUAAAAAAGCAUGGAAAAGCUCAAAAUGGCGAAAGCAGCAGAGAAGUAAGUCAAAGGAGGAGCUCUGCUGCUCAGGUGCUACACAAACGGAAACAUUCCGUGGAUACUGAAGGCGCCCUUGCAGUUGCAGAACACAGAGUGCAAACUGAACCAUUGGCUAGUGACACCAAUACACAGACAAUUUCAUCUGAGACUGAACUAAAUACAAAGGAGCAUCAGGCUGCAACAAUUAUUCAAUCAGCCUUUCGAGCAUUCUUGGCUAGGCGAGCUUUACGGGCAUUAAAAGGAUUAGUUAGACUCCAGGCUCUCGUUAGGGGCCAUGCUGUACGAAAGCAAGCAGCAGAAACACUUCAGUGUAUGCAAUCACUAGUAAAGGCUCAAGCUCGUGUCAGAGCAAGACAGGUUCGUAUUGGUUUGGAAGGUCAGGUACCCCAGAAGAAGGCUCCUGAACAAAAUGCUCAGGAGGAUCAAGCUCGAGAAAUUGAGGAACGCUGGUGUGGCGGUAUUGGCUCGGCGGAAGAAAUGCAAGCUAAAGUACUGAAAAAGCAAGAAGCUGCCGCUAAGCGGGAAAGAGCAAUGGCAUAUGCUUUAACGCACCAGCGGCAAGCAGGUUCGAGGAAACAGAAAGCUGCAGAUGUCCAAGGGCCAGAGGCGGAUGAGAACCAGUGGGGGCGGAACUGGGUGGAGAGGUGGGUGGCUGUACGCCCGUGGGAGAACAGGUUACUGGACAGUAAUGCCAAAGAGAAUGUACCAAUUGGUGAUGAUAAGGAGGCUGAGGAAAAUGGGGACAGGGAUGUAAACAAGCCAAAAGGAAAAGUUGCAGUUUCGGGCAUUCAGUUAAAUGGUUCAAGCCAGACGAAAGAUGCAAAACACAAGAAGUCACAUUCUGAUGCAAGUGGUUCUUCAUCAGGGCAAUCUGCGGCUGCGCCACCCGCCGCUUCUUUGGGAUCAUCUAAGCUGAAACCGAAGCCAUCGGAUCAAACCUCCGAGGAAGUCAGCCCUCAACCUACAGAUCCGGCUCCACGGUCCACAAGUAAUCCGAAGGAAAGGCCAGCAGCACAAGUCAAUGCACCAACCAAGAAGCGGCUAUCCCUUCCUAACAACGCAGCUGCCGGUGGCGCGGCAAGAAAAGGCCAGGCGAACAGCAGCGAGAAAGCUCAGCCCGUCGGUUCCAAGAACAAGGCGAAAGGAGCAUCCAAGUCUGAAUCGAAGCAGCGACCGAGCCCUGGUAGCACAAGCGCGAAGCGGGUUUAGGCAGAGGCCUGAUGAUCAACCAACUCAGUUCCAUUUCAUCCAGAAACUUAGUCAUGGCAAUGAUGUCGCUGCAUCAUCUGUGUACAUAAAACCAAGAAAUAAACAACCCUGCAUCUAGAUCGCCGCCACGCUCCAUGCCCCGUCGGUAGGCGUUGCUGUAACCAUUACCUCAUGCUUCCGUAGCAUUCUGUGUGUAUGUUUUCUUCUUCGACCCACUCUUCCGAAAGAACCGAAGAGGCAAGCACCAUGUUAUCUGCAAGUUGUGUCUAUCUAUCCUUCAGUGUAAGAAAAACCAUGCUUUAAUGUUCCAACAUUGCAUGUUCUGCAGCAUCAA
Molecule: messenger RNA, 1885 nt
Organism: Triticum aestivum (bread wheat)
Lineage: Eukaryota; Viridiplantae; Streptophyta; Magnoliopsida; Poales; Poaceae
Product: protein IQ-DOMAIN 5
Exons: 7
Coding region: 259-1551 (430 amino acids)
Molecular function (GO): protein binding
Source: RefSeq, a predicted model, not a curated record